UCGAGCCCAACUGGUGGAACAGCAGAAAUGUCUAGAGCAGCAGACGGACAUGAGGGUCCAGCUCCUUCAGGACCUCCAGGACUUCUUCCGCAAGAAGUCAGAGAUCGAGAUGGAGUACUCCCGCAACCUGGAGAAGCUCGCCGAACGCUUCAUGGCAAAGACCAGGAGUACCAAGGACCAUCAGCAAUAUAAGAAAGACCAGAAUCUCCUGUCUCCGGUGAACUGCUGGUACCUGUUGCUGAACCAGGUUCGACGGGAGAGCAAAGACCAUGCGACACUGAGUGACAUUUAUCUGAACAACGUCAUCAUGCGCUUCAUGCAGAUUAGUGAAGACUCCACGCGUCUUGUCAAAAAGAGUAAAGAAAUCACCUUUCAGCUGCAAGAGGAUUUGAUGAAAGUCCUCAACGAGCUCUACACGGUGAUGAAAACCUACCAUAUGUAUCACACGGAGAGCAUCAGUGCCGAGAGCAAACUGAAAGAGGCUGAGAAGCAAGAGGAGAAGCAGAUCGGACGUGUUGGAGAUCCCGUCUUUCACAUCCGACUAGAGGAAAGACACCAGAGACGGAGCUCUGUGAAGAAGAUUGAGAAGAUGAAGGAGAAGAGGCAGGCCAAGCACUCUGAGAACAAGCUGAAGUCGAUCAAAGCUCGGAACGAAUACCUGCUGACGCUCGAAGCCACUAAUGCUUCAAUCUUCAAGUAUUAUAUUCACGACUUGUCUGAUUUAACAGACUGUUGUGAUCUGGGAUAUCACGCCUCUCUGAACCGGGCUUUGCGGACCUACCUCUCUGCCGAAUAUAACCUGGAGACGUCUCGUCACGAGGGUCUGGACAUCAUUGAGAACGCGGUGGACAGUCUGGACCCACGUAGUGACCGCCAGCGCUUCAUGGAAAUGUACCCUACUGCCUUCUGCCCACCCGUCAAAUUUGAGUUCCAGCCACAUAUGGGAGAUGAGGUGUGUCAGAUCACGGCCCAGCCUCCAGUGCAGGGAGAACUCCUCCUGAGGUUCCAGCAGCUUCAAUACCGUCUGGCCACCCUAAAGAUAGAGAACGAAGAGAUCAAGAAGACCUCAGAGGCCACUCUCACUACUGUCCAGGACAUGGUGACCAUCGAGGACUAUGACGUGUCCGAAAGUUUCCAUCACAGCCGCUCCACUGAAUCAGUCAAGUCCACCGUGUCGGAAACCUACCUCAGCAAGCCGAGCAUCGCCAAGAGACGCGCCAACCAACAGGAGACGGAGCAGUUCUAUUUUAUGAAGUUCCGCGAGUAUCUGGAGGGCAGCAAUCUCAUCACUAAGCUUCAGGCAAAGCAUGAUCUAUUGAAGAGGACCCUCGGUGAUGGUUACCGUCCUGAGUAUGCGACUACAAGGCCUCCCAGUCUUCCUCCUAAACCGUUUGGCACACAGAGGCCCAGGCCACGCUCUGUAUUUAACGUUAAGCUGUUUAAUGGCAAUUUGGAGUCAUUUGUUAAGGACUCUGGACAAGCAAUACCAAGAGUUGUUGAGAGCUGUAUUCGAUUCAUCAACCUGUAUGGCCUCCAACAUCAAGGAAUAUUCCGAGUAUCUGGAUCUCAAGUUGAGGUCAAUGAUAUCAAGAACUCUUUUGAAAGAGGUAAUGAUCCCCUGACAGACGAAGAGAAUAACCACGAUAUAAACUCUGUUGCGGGCGUUUUGAAACUCUACUUUCGAGGUUUGGAGAACCCUCUGUUUCCAAAGGAAAGAUUCAAUGAUCUCAUCUCUUGUGUCAGAAUAGACAAUCUGUAUGAGAGAGCGCUGUAUAUACGAAAUAUUCUUCUUACUGUACCCAGAUCAGUCCUUGUGGUCAUGCGAUAUCUGUUCGCCUUCCUCAACCACUUGUCCCAGUACAGCGAUGAAAAUAUGAUGGACCACUAUAAUCUGGCCAUCUGCUUUGGCCCCACCCUCAUGCCCACUCCAGAAACUCAGGACCAGGUCUCCUGCCAGGCCCAUGUCAAUGAGGUCAUCAAAACCAUCAUCAUCCAUCACGAGACCAUCUUUCCUGACGCGAAGGAGCUUGACGGCCCCAUGUACGAGAAGUGUAUGGCAGGCGGAGACUAUUGUGAGAGUCCAUACAGUGAACACGGAGCUCUUGAGGAGGUUGAUCAGGAUAGAGGAGCGGAGACCCACACCAGUGAGGAUGAGGGGGAGCCCAUUGAAGCCAUCGCAAAAUUCGAUUAUGUGGGCCGCUCUGCGCGGGAGCUGUCCUUUAAGAAGGGUGCAUCUCUACUGCUGUAUCAGAGAGCGUCGGAUGACUGGUGGGAGGGCAGACACAACGGCAUAGACGGCCUAGUGCCUCACCAGUACAUUGUUGUACAGGAUAUGGAUGACACAUUCUCUGACACUCUGAGCCAGAAGGUGGACAGUGAGGCCAGCAGUGGGCAUGGAGGAGAGGAGAAAUGCUCCAGUAGAGACAUUGGGUCUCCAACAGACAGCAGGCUACCUGAUGCCUACAUCAGCAGGCACAGAAAGAGAAGUGACCCCCCGACCCGCAGGCCUCCAGCUCGCCCCACUGACACCCACUGCUUGGUCCACCCCUCACAGGGCCACCACGGCAACCAUAGCAGCCAGGGUAGUCACUGCAACCCAGAUUUGGGAUCCCCAGUGAUGGGCCACUACAGUCCGCGGGACCUGCUGAGAGGAAGAGGACACAUGCCCAUGGAUAGUCCCGAGAGACGUCGACGGACCGGCCACGGCAGCCUGACCAACAUCAGCCGGCACGAGUCCAUAAAAAAGAUGGAGAGCCCUCCCAUCCGCAGGUCCACGUCUUCAGGCCAGUACACAAGCUUCUCCGAGCCUCACGGCAAGGGCCUGGAUCCAGAGAGCAUCGCACAGGACAUAGAGGAGACGAUGAACACUGCUCUAAAUGAGCUGAAGGAGCUCGAACGGCAGAGUUCUGCUAAACACGCCCCUGACGUGGUGCUGGACACCCUGGAGCCGAUGAAGAAUGCUCCCACACCGGCCAGCUCCACCGAGUCCCUGAGCCAACUCCACGGGCUCCUGCUGCGGCCCGCCGUCAAAGAGCCGCCCAUGCGCCGCAGCACCUGCUCCUCCAGCGAUACCAUGAGCACCUUCAAGCCCGCCGUGGCCCCGCGCAUGGGGGUGCAGCUCAAGCCCCCCGCCCUGCGGCCCAAACCCAUGGUGGCGAUACCCAAAACAGGAGCAGCGCAGCAUCCGGCGGCCCCUCCACAGGAUUCACUUGACAAAUCCUGCACCAUGUGAUUCAUUGUGGGCGAAACGUUCAGAGACAUGAGGACACAAUGUAAGAUUAGGACCACUGCUGUCAGAGCCAGAUAUAUAGUGGAUUUUAAUGCCAAUGAACAUAGUGAGGUGUGGUUCUUUAUUUUGCAACAUUUCAUUCACUUUAGCGAGUGGACUAAAGCAAAUCUAGAUAACUAAAGAUAAUAGAAAUACAUUACUGUAGUUAAUGAGGUGACUGUAGUUUUGAACAUAGUGUGUAUAAAAUUCCAACACUAUUAUAGGGAUUAUUAAUAAACUAGAAUAACGUCACUCACUAAGCGUGGUUCUGAGGGAGGAUAGAGUUAGUUAAACAGAUGUUUAUUUCAGAGUUAGUCCAUUCAAAUGAACAUUUUUAGAUAUUCUAGACACCUUCAACUAACGGAAAGCAGUUUAUUUGUAUCACAAAACUGUUUGCAUGCUUGUCUGACACCUUAUUUUUUCCCGCAAUACUCUGUGUGAAUAGAUUAAGGAGUUGUGACAAUGAUAUUAAAGAAAGCAACAAAUCACUACAGCUUCCUACGGUAUGUUGUUAAGGGUGACUUUCUAUAUAUCAGUAGUUUACAUCCACUAGAAAAACUGCUAAAUGUGAAUAAUACAGAAACUAAGCGGGGUCUUUGGUUUCUCUGUUUACAGCAUAAGGAUUGUGGGAAAUGUGUCUUUACAUCUCAGAGUGUUUUCUAGUCAGGACUCUUCGAAAUGAUGUGUGGAAUGUUGACGUUGGAGAAACACUGCCAUAUAAGGGCAUGUGAUGUCACAUCUUCUGCUCGUCCUGAUUGGCUGUCGAUAUUAUGAGCGAUUCUAAGUUGUGUCAGCAAGGCUUUACUUUGAAUAUUAUAUUUUUGAUAGUAAUAUUUGAAUAUAUGCCCAGGGAGAUUGUGUAAACCACAUCCGCUUACAUUGAAGAAACAUUUUCCUAGUUUU
Molecule: messenger RNA, 4171 nt
Organism: Sinocyclocheilus grahami
Lineage: Eukaryota; Metazoa; Chordata; Actinopteri; Cypriniformes; Cyprinidae
Product: SLIT-ROBO Rho GTPase-activating protein 1-like
Exons: 21
Coding region: 50-3232 (1060 amino acids)
Biological process (GO): signal transduction
Molecular function (GO): protein binding
Source: RefSeq, a predicted model, not a curated record